AUGGCCAUCUUCAAGCGCAAUCCUCGCGCCACCGACGCCGGCGAUGCUGCAGGAAACGGCUCCGCCAACGAUGCAGACAGCGAUGCCUCGUCCGCUAAGGGUUUGCGCAAGUAUGCCCAGCGCAAACCCGCCAACACCGCAUUCAAGCAGCAGCGAUUGAAGGCGUGGCAGCCCAUCCUCACUCCCAGGACUGUCCUGCCCGCCUUUUUCCUCGUUGCCAUCAUCUUUGCCCCCAUCGGCGCCGUACUCUACUACUUUGCCGAGCAGGUCAACGAGUUCACCAUUGACUACACCCAGUGCUCCACCGCACCUGCCACCCCGACACAAGCGCCCAUCCCUUCGUCCAAAUACAACUACCAGCUGCACGACAAGAACUCGACCAACUUCCAGACACCCACUUGGUCAUGGGACAGCGCCUCCAAGACGUGCAAUCUUUACUUCAGCGUGCCGGCGAGACUCGAGUCGAGCGUCUUCCUCUACUACAAGCUGACCAACUACUACCAGAACCACCGCAGAUACGUCAAGUCGUUGGACUCCAGCCAGCUCAGCGGCGAUGCCGUCUCGUACAGCACCAUCUCGGGUGGCACGUGCAAACCUGUCGAUGUGGAUCCCAACACGCACAAGAUCAUCUACCCGUGCGGUCUCAUCGCCAACUCGGUAUUCAACGACACCUUUGGCGACCCCGUCCUACUCAAUGUUGCUGGCUCCAACUCCCCCAACGAGACGUACGUCAUGAGCGAGAAGAACAUUGUCUGGCCCGGAGAGAAGGACAAGUAUUCGAAAACAAAGUAUGCGGCCGACCAGAUCGUGCCGCCACCUUACUGGCAGGGCGCCUCGGGCCACUACGGCUUCUCAAGCGGAUACACCGAGAACAACGUCUUCGACCCCAGCGAAGACGAGCAUUUCAUGGUGUGGAUGCGCAUUGCUGGCCUGCCCACUUUCCGCAAGCUGUACAAGCGCAACGAUACCAUGGCCAUGGAGCCUGGGCGCUAUCUGCUCCAGGUGGUGGACAACUACCCCGUGGCCAUGUUUGACGGUACAAAGAGCGUUGUGUUUAGCACCUCGUCCUGGGUCGGUGGCAGAAACCCGUUCUUGGGUCUUUCCUUUAUUGCCGUGGCUGCGCUGGCGGUGCUGCUUGGACUCAUUUUCACCGCUCGCCACUUGAUCAAGCCGAGAAAGCUCGGCGACAUGAGCUAUCUCUCCUGGAACCAGCCGGAGUCCAAAUGA
Molecule: messenger RNA, 1227 nt
Organism: Sporisorium graminicola
Lineage: Eukaryota; Fungi; Basidiomycota; Ustilaginomycetes; Ustilaginales; Ustilaginaceae
Exons: 1
Coding region: 1-1227 (408 amino acids)
Cellular component (GO): endoplasmic reticulum; plasma membrane; Golgi apparatus
Source: RefSeq, a predicted model, not a curated record